AUGUGCAGGAUGAGCACGAUUGAAAAUGAACCUUUCACAGUCCUUGAGGAAAUCCCGUUAGAACUCCACAUGUGGUGGAACGAUUUAGGAGAAGUCAGCAGAGACACUGUGAUAAAAGCUUUGGGCGGUCUUGUUGGUCUUCUGAAGAUUAAGCCUAGGACGGAAAUAAUUGAGGCUUUGAUACCUUUUUGGGACCCAACACAUAAUGUAUUCCAUUUUGCUGAUUUUGUGCUAACCCCUAUGCUUGAGAAAAUGGCGGGCUACGCUGGUUUUGGUGGGAAUCUCAGAAAUCAAUACCCACUGGCACCUAGAGCGGUGACUCCUCAUAAGUUUCUGGAUCUUUUAAGCAUCAGUCGGGAAGUUAGAGACGGUAAUUUGGCUAAAGGGUUCUGCACAUUCUACUUCUUGUACCGACGUUACGGGUAUCCCCACGGUUUCGAAAUCCCAGAUACCGGUCUAACUCAUUUGGGGAACAAAGAUAAAUGGGAAGCUCGGCGGGGACUGGCUUUCAUAGUGGCAUUCCUGGGUGUCUUAAUUUUCCCAAGAAAGGAUGGAAACAUAGAGUUGGGGCUUGUGGGAAUAGCCGACUUCAUGACUAAAAAGGCUAAUGGCACCAUUGUACCGAUGAUCUUAGCGGAGAUUUACCGAGCUCUAACUGUUUGCCGAGGAGGAGGAAAGUUCUUCGAGGGGUGCAAUAUGCUUCUACAACUCUGGAUGGAGGAACACCUCUGCCACCGUCCGGGGUACAUGAACUGCGGUAUGACUGGUCCUAAAUGCAUUGAAAAACAUGAAGAUCGGGUGAAGGGCCACGAGUUUCCGGAAGGUACGAAAGAAUGGUUCACACUUUUGAGCUCCCUGACUACAAGCCAAAUUGAGUGGACAUUCGGGUGGCUCUCGGUCAGUGAAGUCAUAUACAUGUCGGCCGAAGUAUGUUUUCUUCUAUUGAUGGGUCUCCGGAGCAUUCAACCUUAUGCCCCACACAGGGUUCUACGCCAGCUAGGCAGGUACCAGACUAUUCCGCAUGACGAGGAUUUGAUUCGGCAGGUCAUCGAACUGGGACCAAAAGUUGUUUUCCCGGAAGAAAAGGUGCGUCGAAUUUGGCAUCAAUGUAGGUUCCUAGAGCCAAAGACUCAGGUACGGGAUCUGUCCAAAGGCGAGUUAGAGCCUAGUUACACAACUUGGUACGAUAAAAGGUCUCAAGUCCAUCAAGAGCCCGAGCGGCCCGCCAAAAGGCCCCAUGUCCAACAAUUCACUGAUGGGGUACAGGAGCAAUGGGAUUGGUUGGCAAAAGAGGCAAGCUACAGAGCCACAAUAAGCAAAUUGGAAGGGCAAAUCCGGGAUCUUAAAUUUGACAAAAGUGUACAGGCCGCUGCUGACGAAGGGGAGAAGAAGAAAUUGGCCCAAGAAAACAAGGCCCUUCGAGCCCAGAUCCAAAAAAUGAAGAUAGCUGCUAAGAAUCAGGAAAGGAGCCGAAAGGAUGAAAGACUCAUAAAUGGUCUUAGGAAGAAAAUAGCUGAAUGCGAGGAUGAUUUGGAAAAAUCCGAGGGUAAUCUGGCAAGAGCUCGAGCAUAG
Nicotiana attenuata is the source of this 1572-nucleotide messenger RNA. RefSeq lists its product as uncharacterized. The record is from RefSeq and is a predicted model, not a curated record. Bases 1 to 1572 code for a protein of 523 amino acids. NCBI's taxonomy places the organism in Eukaryota, Viridiplantae, Streptophyta, Magnoliopsida, Solanales, Solanaceae. The transcript has a single exon.